Molecule: messenger RNA, 525 nt
Organism: Purpureocillium lilacinum
Lineage: Eukaryota; Fungi; Ascomycota; Sordariomycetes; Hypocreales; Ophiocordycipitaceae
Source: RefSeq, a predicted model, not a curated record
AUGCACUGUGACCCAGAUGGCGUAUUAGGUGCAGGACUUCAUCUCACAGCUGCUGCCUGCCAGGUUGACACACGUUGCUGCUUGCUCAACAACACCAAAUCCCCCACAAGGCCAGACACUUCAGACAGUUGGCGAAUCUCAAGCGCCCGGGCUCGCGAGCAAGGCAGAAAGCUCAUAUAUCUUCAAACAUGGAUUCCCCACACGACCGGGCCAGCCCCUCUCCGUCCCGCGCGCCGCUCGCCUCACCCUCCUGCCGCUGACCAUGUCGGCAUCGGUGGUGCUGGCGGACCUGCCGCGGGACGCGACGGCGGCGCUGGCGAGCGUGGGCGGGUUCGCGCAGGAGAAGGUGGUGGUGCGGUUCAAGCCCGUGGGCGCGGCGCCGGCGCUGCAGCAGGACCUGUGCAAGAUCACGGCGACGCGGCGCUUCGAGGAGGUGGUGCGGUACCUGCGGCGGAAGCUGCGCUGCAAGGACACGGACAGCGUGUUCCUGUACGUCAACUCGGCGUUCGCGCCGUCGCUGGAUGA